Molecule: messenger RNA, 1782 nt
Organism: Pseudoliparis swirei
Lineage: Eukaryota; Metazoa; Chordata; Actinopteri; Perciformes; Liparidae
Product: high-affinity choline transporter 1-like
Exons: 8
Coding region: 1-1782 (593 amino acids)
Biological process (GO): acetylcholine biosynthetic process; transmembrane transport; choline transport
Cellular component (GO): perikaryon; axon; synapse
Molecular function (GO): choline:sodium symporter activity
Source: RefSeq, a predicted model, not a curated record
AUGACCAUCCAUGUAGAGGGGCUUGUGGCUAUCGCGAUCUUCUAUCUGCUGAUCCUGUUCGUUGGCAUCUGGGCGGCAUGGAAGAACAAACACUCCGGGGAGGCGGAGGGCACCGACCGCAGUGAAACCAUCAUGGUCGGAGGGAGAGACAUUGGACUAUUUGUCGGUGGAUUUACCAUGACAGCGACCUGGGUUGGAGGAGGAUAUAUAAAUGGCACAGCUGAGUAUGUUUAUCUGCCUGAUUAUGGCUUGGCUUGGGCUCAAGCUCCCUUUGGAUAUGCCCUCAGUCUUGUUGUGGGGGGUCUUUUCUUCGCUAAGCCCAUGCGCUCUCGAGGUUACGUCACCAUGUUGGACCCAUUCCAACAGAAGUAUGGGAAACGUAUGGGAGGCCUCCUCUUCAUACCUGCGCUCAUGGGAGAGAUCUUCUGGUCCGCGGCGAUCUUAUCCGCCCUCGGUGCUACUCUGAGUGUCAUGGUGGACAUCAACAUUAAGAUAUCAGUGGUUAUCUCAGCGCUCAUUGCAAUCUUUUACACCCUGGUUGGAGGACUCUACUCUGUGGCCUACACGGACGUCGUGCAGCUCUUCUGUAUCUUUAUUGGCCUGUGGAUCAGUGUCCCGUUUGCUUUGACCAACCCUGCGGUGUCGGACAUUACCAUCACCGCAGUGAAGCAGGUGUACCAGUCGCCCUGGAGAGGCAGCAUUCACAAGGGCGACACCUGGGUCUGGAUCGACAACUUCUGCCUCCUGAUGCUUGGAGGAAUACCCUGGCAGGUGUAUUUCCAGAGAGUCCUGUCUGCCUCCUCGGCCAACUACGCCCAGGUUCUCUCCUUCCUGGCCGCUUUCGGGUGCCUCGUCAUGGCGGUGCCCUCCGUUCUCAUCGGGGCCAUCGGGGCCUCCACAGACUGGAACCAGACCAGUUAUGGUGCUAUUUCUCCGAAAGAGAAGGACCAAGCGGACAUGAUUCUACCCAUCGUGCUCCAACACCUUUGCCCACCAUUCGUCUCUUUCUUCGGGCUGGGUGCCGUGUCUGCAGCCGUCAUGUCGUCUGCAGACUCCUCCAUCCUGUCAGCCAGCUCCAUGUUUGCGAGGAACAUCUACCAGCUCACCUUCAGACAGUCGGCGUCUGACCGUGAGAUCGUGUGGGUGAUGCGUAUUACCAUCUUUGUAUUCGGCGGCCUUGCCACGUUGAUGGCGCUGGUGACUGGGACAGUUUACGGCCUCUGGUACCUGAGCUCAGAUCUGGUUUACGUCAUCAUCUUCCCCCAGCUGCUCAGCGUGCUCUUCGUCAAAGGCACCAACACGUACGGCUCCGUGGCCGGCUACCUGUUUGGCAUGGUGCUGCGUAUAGGUGGGGGAGAACCCUACCUGCAGCUGCCUCCUUUCAUUUAUUACCCUGGCUGGACCACUGAGCAGAGGAUACACCACAUCUCUGGAGAAAUGGAGGAAGUCGUCAUCCAGAAGUUCCCCUUCAAGACCAUGUCUAUGCUCGCCUCCUUCCUGGGUAACGUCGCUUUCUCCUAUCUGACAAAGUACCUGUUUGAGAGCGGCAAGAUUUCACACAAAUACGACUUUUUCGACGCAGUGCACAGCGGCGAGAUCAUGGAUAAGACGACGCUCGUGACUCGUAGCAACAACAUCGGGCUGUCGGAGAUGGCGCCCGUCAAACCGCGGCUGAGCGUGAGCUUGGCGGCCGCCUUCACGCGCCGCGACACACUGCCAAAGGAAAUGGUGGUGGAGGAGGAGGAGUUCAGCUCUGAUUCCUCACACCAUGAUGAAGAAUGA